AGCUUUCCCACUGUCAGCUCCUAUUUGGCACAUCCCCUCGCUCGUACCACUAAGACACCCUGGCAAAAAUAUCUUGAUUAGACCUUCGAGUUGUACUUUCGUGGUAUUUGUUACUUAUAAGGAGCUUCCCAGAUCAUUACCUGGUUUCUUCUUUCUUAUGCAAGAUCCAGCUCUCCUUUCAUGCUUUGCUCAUUCUCUUGUUAGUCGAACAAUUCUCGAC
Messenger RNA from Sphenostylis stenocarpa, 220 nucleotides. The record is from the annotation of a GenBank genome assembly. NCBI's taxonomy places the organism in Eukaryota, Viridiplantae, Streptophyta, Magnoliopsida, Fabales, Fabaceae.